Messenger RNA from Bubalus bubalis (water buffalo), 4971 nucleotides. RefSeq names its product solute carrier family 8 member A2 (gene SLC8A2). Gene Ontology annotation, cellular component: sarcolemma; axon; postsynapse. The transcript has 10 exons. Lineage: Eukaryota; Metazoa; Chordata; Mammalia; Artiodactyla; Bovidae. Gene Ontology annotation, molecular function: calcium:sodium antiporter activity. Gene Ontology annotation, biological process: cell communication; sodium ion transmembrane transport; calcium ion import across plasma membrane. The record is from RefSeq and is a predicted model, not a curated record. The coding region runs from base 152 to 2920 and encodes 922 amino acids.
UCCUCCCUAGCUCUCCCUCUCAGUCUCCAGCUCUUCUCUCUCUCCCUCUCACUCUCCCUCUCUCUCUCUGUCGGGCGGAGUCGCCCACCACUGCCAAUCCAGUGCUGGGGGAACCUGCUCUAGGCUGUAGCAGCAGGACCGUGCCCCCUCCAUGGCUCCCCUGGCCUUGGUGGGGUUUGCACUCCUCCUGGGGACUCCGCCAUGCUCAGGGGCGGCCACCCCGACCCCGUCCCUGCCACCUCCCCCAGCCAAUGACAGCGAUGCCAGCAGUACAGGGGGCUGCCAGGGCUCCAACCGCUGCCAGCCAGGGGUCCUGCUGCCCGUCUGGGAGCCUGAUGACCCGUCGCUGGGGGACAAAGCAGCCCGGGCCGUGGUCUACUUUGUGGCCAUGGUCUACAUGUUCCUGGGUGUGUCCAUCAUUGCCGACCGCUUCAUGGCCUCCAUCGAGGUCAUCACGUCCAAGGAGAAAGAGAUCACCAUCACCAAGGCCAACGGCGAGACCAGCGUGGGCACCGUCCGCAUCUGGAACGAGACAGUGUCCAACCUCACCCUCAUGGCCCUCGGCUCCUCAGCCCCGGAGAUCCUGCUGUCCGUCAUUGAGGUCUGCGGCCACAACUUCCAGGCGGGCGAGCUGGGCCCGGGCACCAUCGUGGGCAGCGCUGCCUUCAACAUGUUUGUGGUCAUUGCCGUGUGCAUCUAUGUCAUCCCGGCCGGCGAGAGCCGCAAGAUCAAGCACCUGAGGGUCUUCUUUGUCACCGCCUCUUGGAGCAUCUUUGCCUACGUCUGGCUUUAUCUCAUCCUGGCCGUCUUUUCCCCAGGUGUGGUCCAGGUGUGGGAGGCGCUGCUGACCCUCGUCUUCUUCCCGGUGUGCGUGGUGUUCGCCUGGAUGGCCGACAAGCGGCUGCUCUUCUACAAGUACGUGUACAAGCGCUACCGCACCGACCCGCGCAGCGGCAUCAUCAUCGGCGCCGAGGGCGACCCCCCCAAGAGCAUCGAGCUGGACGGCACGUUCGUGGGCGCCGAGGCUCCGGGCGAGGUGGGCGGCCUGGGCCCGGGCCCCGCCGAGGCCCGCGAGCUGGACGCCAGCCGCCGCGAGGUCAUCCAGAUCCUCAAGGACUUGAAGCAGAAGCACCCGGACAAGGAGCUGGAGCAACUGGUGGGCAUCGCCAACUACUACGCGCUUCUCCACCAGCAGAAGAGCCGCGCCUUCUACCGCAUCCAGGCCACGCGGCUGAUGACCGGCGCGGGCAACGUGCUGCGGCGACACGCGGUGGACGCCUCGCGCAGGGCCACCCCGGCCGACGGCCCCGGCGAGGACGAGGACGACGGCGCCAGCCGCAUCUUCUUCGAGCCCAGCCUUUACCACUGCCUGGAGAACUGCGGCUCCGUGCUGCUGUCGGUCACCUGCCAGGGCGGCGAGGGCAACAGCACCUUCUACGUGGACUACCGCACGGAAGACGGCUCCGCCAAGGCCGGCUCGGACUACGAGUACAGCGAGGGCACGCUGGUGUUCAAGCCGGGCGAGACGCAGAAGGAGCUGCGGAUCGGCAUCAUCGACGACGACAUCUUCGAGGAGGAUGAGCACUUCUUCGUGCGGCUGCUGAACCUGCGCGUCGGUGACGCGCAGGGCAUGUUCGAGCCCGACGGCGGCGGGCGGCCCAAGGGGCGGCUGGUGUCACCGCUGCUGGCCACCGUCACCAUCCUGGACGACGACCACGCGGGCAUCUUCUCCUUCCAGGACCGCCUGCUGCACGUGAGCGAGUGCAUGGGCACCGUGGACGUGCGCGUCGUGCGCAGCUCGGGCGCGCGCGGCACGGUGCGCCUCCCCUACCGCACGGUGGACGGCACGGCGCGCGGCGGCGGCGUGCACUACGAGGACGCGUGCGGCGAGCUCGAGUUCGGCGACGACGAGACCAUGAAAACUCUUCAGGUGAAGAUAGUUGAUGACGAGGAAUAUGAGAAAAAGGAUAAUUUCUUCAUCGAGCUGGGCCAGCCACAGUGGCUUAAACGAGGGAUUUCAGCUCUGCUACUCAACCAAGGGGACGGGGACAGGAAACUGACGGCUGAGGAGGAAGAGGCUCGGAGGAUAGCAGAAAUGGGCAAGCCGGUUCUCGGGGAAAACUGUCGACUGGAGGUCAUCAUUGAGGAGUCAUAUGAUUUUAAGAAUACGGUGGAUAAACUCAUCAAGAAAACGAACUUGGCUUUGGUGAUUGGGACUCAUUCGUGGAGAGAGCAGUUUUUAGAGGCAAUUACGGUGAGCGCAGGGGACGAGGAGGAGGAGGAAGACGGGUCCCGGGAGGAGCGGCUGCCUUCAUGCUUUGACUACGUCAUGCACUUCCUGACGGUGUUCUGGAAGGUUCUGUUUGCCUGCGUGCCCCCCACCGAGUACUGCCACGGCUGGGCCUGCUUCGGCGUCUGCAUCUUGGUCAUCGGGCUGCUCACCGCCCUCAUUGGGGACCUCGCUUCCCACUUCGGCUGCACCGUUGGCCUCAAGGACUCUGUCAACGCUGUUGUCUUUGUGGCCCUGGGCACCUCCAUCCCCGACACGUUCGCCAGCAAGGUGGCGGCGCUGCAGGACCAGUGCGCCGACGCGUCCAUCGGCAACGUGACGGGCUCCAACGCCGUGAACGUGUUCCUGGGCCUGGGCGUGGCCUGGUCAGUGGCCGCCGUGUACUGGGCGGUGCAGGGCCGCCCCUUCGAGGUGCGCACCGGCACGCUGGCCUUCUCCGUCACGCUCUUCACCGUCUUCGCCUUCGUGGGCAUCGCCGUGCUGCUCUACCGCCGCCGGCCGCACAUCGGCGGCGAGCUGGGCGGCCCGCGCGGCCCCAAGCUCGCCACCACCGCGCUCUUCCUGGGCCUCUGGUUCCUUUACAUCCUCUUCGCCAGCCUCGAGGCUUACUGCCACAUCCGGGGCUUCUAGGGCCCUCCGCAGGGACUCCGCCUCCAGCCUCGAGAGACCGCUGCAUCAGUUCUGGACUGCAUCUCCCUGUCCUCCGGAGAUGCAACCUCCUCUCCGGGGACUCGGCCGCCCUUCCCCCAGGGACGUGAUCGCCCCCUCCCCACCGCCCCCACCCCGUCCUCCGUCCCCACUAACAGCCUUCACUCUUUCCCUCCGGAGCCUCCCCAGGUCCUCCUGCAAAGAACAGCUCCUGCAGUUACCUGCAGCUCCUGCCCCCAUCCCUGUUCGUUACUGGCUAUGUUCCUGGAGAAAUUUCCACCUCGAGGCGCCCCCCACCCCGCCAUAACCCUACCCCAUCUGUGACCCUCUCGAUCUCUCCCUUGAGACUGCCAGCCUUGCUCUAUCCCAUAAGUCCCCGGUCCUCAAGAGGAACACCCCCGCCUCCUUCCAGGAACCUGUGCCCCAGGACCUCAGAACUUAGCCCUCCCUGAGGGGCCCUUGAAGGAGGCCGAUCCAUCCUAGGAUGUCACGGGUCUCAGGCCUCCCCCCAACCCUCGGGGGCUCCGUCGGCCUGGGGGAUAGGGGGACAGGUGGGUGCGUGCAUGGGGGAGGGGACACACCGCCCUCCUCCCCCACCUCCGAUUUCUCCACUCAGGCCCUUGGGAGGACGCUAAUUCUCGAGGCUUGGAGAAGGGAGGGAAGGGGAGACGUUUGGGGUUUCAGAGCUGGAGGAGGCACACUUUGGACCUGUAACUUCUCACAUUCCAGAGCCCCUACUUGCCUCCACUACCUCUGAGAGCCCAGCCAUGCCUUGGAGGGGAGGGGGCCUGUGUGUGUGUGUAUAUAGUGUGUUUGGGGGAGGGGGGAUGCGGGAGGGUGCAUGACUUGGGGAAAAGGGGGGGGGGUGAAAGACUUUUCUUUUGAGAGGGCAGCAGACACCCCCAGCUGUGAGAAGCGGCUUUGGGAAGGAGGCCGGGGAUCCACGGGAGUAUAUAGCCAAUCUCCCCCGACAAUCUAGAAGGCUCAAUUUGCCCUCAGUGCCAGCCAAUUCGGGCAGGACCCUCGAAGAGGAGACCGAGGGUCCCAGAGGACCAAUGCUACAAGCCAGCAAAUGCUGCCACAUCUCUGCCUGAAGGGGAGCAGGGGUGGGUGGGAGGGUGGGACGGGGGUCCGGGGGUCUGGGCGGGUGUUUUUAACUUUGGAGGCCACCUAUCUGUUGGCUGGCCAUGUACAUUUUCUUACUGUUGAUGUUUCCUGCCCAAAGGACAUACUUGGGGUGUGAGGAGUGCUGCCUACUUCUUGGGACCCCCCCUGCAACCCCCAUAACACCUGCUUCCCACCGGUUUUUAGCGUCCUAUCCUUCUGUUGUGCAUCACCCCCAACAUCCCAGACCUGUUGCGUACUCCCUUCUCUACUCCCAGCUCAUCAGCACUAGUCGCUGUCUCUGUGAUUUCUGUAAAAGUUGCCAUAAAACUGAAAUUAUGCCUGGAAAAACGGCCUCCCCGUGGGAAGUUGGAAUUCACGACGAGAGAGCUAAUGAAGUCUUUAAGAUUUGGGCAACUGGAAAAUACACCAAGUAACCUGGGUUUUUCCAUGUUCCCAGCAUCCUCUGCAGGACAAGCCUGCUUGCACCAACCACUCUGAAGGUCCGCCCAGAGCUUCCCUUCGCCACGCCCCCACUUAUUACCGGGAGCUUUACUAGCCACGCCCCCAUCCUUCACCCAAGAGGUUCCCUGGCCACGCCCCCUCCACACAGGAGUUUCCCUGGCCACGCCCCCACCCAUCACCCAAGCGCUUCCCUGGCCAUGGCCCCAUGCCACCCAGGAACUUUCCCUAGCCACGCUCCCAUUCCCUCCACCACAAACUCUUCUACGUCAUAGGGUAUCCUGGGAACACAAAAGAGGAGGAUCCUGCGUUGCCUGAGGAAGAGAGCUGGGGUUGAUGGGGGUUUCCUAAAGAAAUCAGGUAACUUUCUCAGAGGAUUUGUGUGUGUGUGUGUGUGUGUCCCGAUAAAGGGCACAGCCUGUUUAAAAGUGUCCAGCCUUGUGAGUUAAUGACUGGUCGUCUUGCAA